Miscanthus lutarioriparius is the source of this 1107-nucleotide messenger RNA. NCBI's taxonomy places the organism in Eukaryota, Viridiplantae, Streptophyta, Magnoliopsida, Poales, Poaceae. The record is from the annotation of a GenBank genome assembly.
AUGGAGACUCGCGGCGGCGGUAGCCAGUCCUACGGCUUCCCGAUCUACUGCGCCGCCUGGCUCCCGCUCGCCCACAUCCUCAAGCCCGACCCUCCCGCCGCCGAGGCGAACGCGGACGCGGAUGCCGCCUCCCCCUACUCUCCCCCGCCUCCGAUGGCUGUCCUCGGGGGCGGCGGCGGGGAGGGCCGGAGCGGCGUGCCGAACAAGCUCGUGGUGGCGGCCCUCGCCGCCGGCGAAGAGGCCGCGCCGGCCGCCCUCUCCACCGAGACGGUGAUUGAGGUGAAGACCCGAGAGGAGGUGCCGUACAGAAUGGCCGUCCACCCGCGCGGCGACGGCGUGUUCUGCGCCUUCCCCAACGGCUGCAGGUUGUAUCGAUGGGAAUCACAGGAAGGAGAGGGACCACAGAACCUGGCUUUGGAGCCAGAUCAGGAAGCUUUAGCAGAGCUGAAAGAUGUUGGUUUGCAGUUGGCCGUAUCCUUCAGUGGAGAAGGUUCAAUACUUGCCAUUGGUGGUGAGGAUGGGCAUUUAAGAGUCUUCAAGUGGCCUGCCAUGGCAUCUGUUCUCACAGAAACUGAUACGAAAACAUCAAUUAAGGAUCUUACGAUCAGUUCCGACGAUAAGUUUGUUGCUGUGAAUAGGAGCAGUGGCCCAUGUAGAGUGUGGGAUUUGCAGUCAUCUGAAGUUGUAGCUAGUCUGCCAAGAGAAGCAGGGGAAAUAUUUGGAUUCUGCAGAUUCUGUAAUAAGACUGACAACAGUCACGUCCUAUUUAUAACAGCGAUGCAAGGUGACUAUGGAAAAAUAGUAUCUUGGAAUACUACCUCAUGGACGAGAAUCGGAUCAAAGAAAAUAACUCGUGAGGCAAUUUCAGCUUUUGCUGUGUCACCCAAUGGUGCUCUUCUUGCAAUUGGAACAAUCGAAGGAAGCAUCAUCAUAGUUGGCUCAAAAGACAUGAGGACACUUGUAACAGUUAAAAAGGCUCAUCUUGGUAUUGUUACUACACUGGCCUUCUCUCAAGAUUCAAGAACAUUGCUGUCAACUUCCUUUGACUCUUCUGCAAGGGUGACAUCUGUUGGGUCCCCGAAGAGUAAUGGUAUGUUGCAUCUUUAA